This is a messenger RNA of Polyodon spathula (Mississippi paddlefish), 1117 nucleotides long. RefSeq names its product sorting nexin 3 (gene snx3). The transcript has 4 exons. Bases 54 to 542 code for a protein of 162 amino acids. Gene Ontology annotation, biological process: late endosome to Golgi transport; endocytic recycling. Gene Ontology annotation, molecular function: phosphatidylinositol-3-phosphate binding. Gene Ontology annotation, cellular component: retromer complex; early endosome membrane. The record is from RefSeq and is a predicted model, not a curated record. NCBI's taxonomy places the organism in Eukaryota, Metazoa, Chordata, Actinopteri, Acipenseriformes, Polyodontidae.
GCUGAACCUCAUCUGAUCGGAAACAAAAACAGACUGGGAGAGAUCGGUAAGAAAUGGCUGAGGCCAUAGCCGAUACAAGAAGGCUGAUGGCUAAACCACAGGAUUUGAACGACGCCUACGGACCCCCAAGUAACUUUCUAGAGAUCGAUGUGAGUAAUCCCCAGACGGUUGGGAUUGACAGAGGGAGAUUCACCACUUACGAGAUCAGAAUGAAGACAAAUCUUCCGAUUUUCAAGUUGAAGGAAACCUGUGUCCGAAGAAGAUACAGUGACUUUGAGUGGCUGAGAACUGAGCUGGAAAGGGAAAGCAAGGUCGUGGUGCCCCCUCUACCAGGAAAAGCUUUCUUCCGUCAGCUUCCUUUUCGAGGAGAUGAUGGGAUCUUCGAUGACUCAUUUAUUGAAGAAAGGAGGCAGGGGCUGGAGCAGUUUCUAAACAAAGUGGCUGGACACCCCUUGGCACAAAACGAACGCUGUCUUCAUAUGUUUUUGCAAGAUGAGUCAUUGGACAAAAGCUACACGCCUUGCAAAGUCAAGCAAACCUAAUAGAGCAGGGACGGACACAGCACUAAUACAAUCUGUAUUUUUAUUAUUUAGUCUGCAGAUUUAUGGCUGAUUUUGUAGUAUGCUUCAGACAAUUAAGUUUAUCAAGUAUCAGUGAUUUCAUUCUUUUAUUAUCAUUAUUGUUAAUUGCCUGGUGUUCCUGUUUUAGCUUUUAAUAAGUGUGAACUCUACAGAGAUUAUGCAGAUCAGGCAGUGCUGUAGAAACAGAACUAGCACGAUAUUUGUCAAUAACACUGAAACUUAACUGAUCUUAAAAAUCUCAACGUCCUAUCAAAACGUGUUCAUCAGUGUACACAGCCAUAGUAAACAGUUUUGUCAUAGGUCUGUUCAAAAUGUAUGUUAUUUUGGUUCCAAUUUGAUUUGUAAUGAAUGCCUUCCUUGCAUUAAAAACACACACAUGUAUUUCUGGUAACAACUCUUUGAAGCCUAUUUAAAUUUUUCUACUGAGAAAGUACUGAGGGAACUACGUUUAUACUCUGUAAAUUCAAAUUUGUUUAGUGCUAUACCAUUUUGUUUACAUUGACAUUUUCCAAUAAAGAGUGAAACACAAAUCUGUA